Exophiala oligosperma is the source of this 1329-nucleotide messenger RNA. RefSeq lists its product as uncharacterized. Bases 1 to 1329 code for a protein of 442 amino acids. The transcript has a single exon. The record is from RefSeq and is a predicted model, not a curated record. Lineage: Eukaryota; Fungi; Ascomycota; Eurotiomycetes; Chaetothyriales; Herpotrichiellaceae.
AUGUUUCUAACCCCUCGAUGGUCCAACACCUCAACGCUCGGUCAUAUACAAAAGUCGGUCCGAGUCUGCUUGGAUCUUCUGUGGAUGAAUGACGGGCCUCAGGCGAGGAGAGCCAUGUCUACGACAGCACCUUUUCAAUAUGCUGUCAAGGCCUCGUUCUGGCGAGGUGGGACGUCGAAGGGCGUUUUCUUCAAGCUUUCCGAUUUACCAGAGUGGUUCCAAUCAAUCUUGAACUCGGAGAAGCAACCGGACGGUGCUCAAUUUCAGCGGAUGGAGAAAUUCUUUGCCGCAGUGAUGGGCUCUCCUGACUCGUACGGUCGACAACUGAAUGGCAUGGGUGGUGGUAUCUCGUCACUCAGUAAAGCCAUGGUCGUUCGACCUUCUGCUCAGGCCGAUGUCGAUGUCGACUAUACCUUCUUCCAAAUCGGAGUCAAAGAUGGAAAGUUGGACAUGGCUGGAAAUUGUGGCAACUUGACUUCUGCCGUUGGGCCUUUUGCACUGAACGCUGGUCUAUGGCGAGGGUGUCCGCAAAAGGUUGGCGAGGUAAACGGCUUCGAAACGGCGUCUGUCACCAUGAAACUCAGAAAUACCAACACCACAAAGGUGAUCGAGUCGAAGUUCGACGCAUUCAGGAACAACCACGGCAGCAGCACAUGGCAGUAUCUUGAGGUCGGAAAGUGUUCGAUCGACGGUGUGCCCGGAACAGCCUCGACCAUCACCCUGUCCUUUCUCGAUCCAGAAGGAUCCAAAACACCCAGAGCAUUACCUACCGGAAAUGCUGUAGACGAAGUUCAAAUCGGUGACCGACAAAUCAUGCGAGCGUCCUUGAUCGAUGUCAGUAACCCCGGUAUCUUCAUUGACGGCCGUGAUGUUGGUUGGAACCCCUCAUCCACGCCAGACGAAAUGAAUGCGAAUCAAGGCCUCUUGGAUAAGCUGGAAAUGAUCCGCAAACAAGGCACGAAGAUGAUGGGUCUCGAUCCGAAUAUCAGCAGCAUACCGAAAAUCGUUCUUCUCUUCCCUCCCAAGGCAGACGGCAUGGACAUAUCCUGCCAGGCUUUGUCGAUGGAACAAGCACACAAAGCGGUUCCAGUGACACUCGCCCUGAAUCUAGGAGUGGCUUGUAAGAUGGAGGGGACCAUCCCGAACCAGCUGUCGAAACAUUUACACGAAUCCAAUACCGUCAUUGGCCAUCCUUCUGGAAGUCUGGAGGUCGGAGCAUCAAUAGGCCCUGACGGCAAGAUCGAGAGCGCCAAACUCAUCAGGACGGCGAGAUGUCAUAUGGACGGAGUUGUCAAUAUCACGAAUGGAGAAGUUUCUGAGAUAUUAUGA